GUGUGUCAGAGUGAGACGUCUGUCGUCUCUCCGCAUCUCCGGGUCGGCGGGGCGGCCGGCUCCUGGUCUCCCUGCUCCGCUGCUCCUCCACGGUGCAACCUCUCCGCUUCUCCGACCCCCUUCCCCCGGCUCUCCCUCCGCCACCCUCCAGGGAUGCUCCGGCUGUGGCUGCAGGCUGCGGCCGCGCUGCUGCUGCUGGGCCCCGGGUGCCGGGGCGGCGCGGCCCGGCUCUACACGGAGGAGGACCCGCUGGUGAUCCUGACCCGCGCCAGCCUCAAGCCCGCCCUCACCAACUCGUCCUCGGCCUGGCUGAUCCAGUUCUACUCGUCCUGGUGCGGACACUGCAUCCACUACUCCGACACGUGGAAGGCGCUGGCCCACGACGUGAAAGACUGGCAGGAGGCCAUCACCGUUGCCGUGUUGGACUGCGCUCUGGAGGAAAACUUCGACGUCUGCAAAGAGUACGGAAUCAAGUUCUAUCCGACGUUCAAGCACUUCCGGGCUCACGGUUCUCCGGCAGACAGAGGGAAUAUCUACAGAGGCGCAGACAGGGAGAUCCAGUCUGUUCGUCAGCUGAUGGUGAACAUCCUACAGAACCACACCAAACAGGACCGGCCCCAGCACUGUCCUGCAUUAGAGCCGUCCAGCUCUGCCGAGCUGCUCCCCCUGCUGGGUCAGCGGUUGGAUCACCACACUGCCAUCAUCGUGGAGGAACCGGACUCGUACGUAGGAAGGGAGGUGAUGCUGGACCUGCUGCCCUACUCGGGUGUGGAGGUGAAGCGAGCUCUGAGCUCGGACCGCCCCCUGCUGGACACCCUGAAGAUGAGCAGCUUCCCCUCCAUCUACCUGCUGCAGUCCAACGGGACGCACUCACACCUGCACAGUGAGAAGGGGCUUCGUUUCUUCUUCUCCUCCCUGCUGAGGGCGUUGCCGGGCGUCCAGCGGCGCAGCAGUUCCACGGCGGCCCACGUGGGGGCGCUGCCGGACAAACAGAGCUCGGAGCCGUGGAGACCCUUUGACGGGUCCAAGGUGUACACGGCCGACCUGGAAUCUGCGCUUCAUUACCUGCUGCGGGUGGAGCUGGCCACCCACGAGACCCUGGAGGGGGAGGAACUCAAGGUCUUCAAGGAUCUGGUCACACUGGUUGCCAAGCUGUAUCCAGGUGCAGGCUCUGUGGUGAAGCUGAUGGAGACGCUCUCUGACUGGCUGCUCAGUCUGCCCCUGCAGAGAAUCCCCUUCCAGGCCGUGCUGGACCUGGUGGACAACAAGAUGAGGAUCUCCGGUGUGUUCCUGGGGAAGGAGCUCCGCUGGGUGGGCUGCCAGGGCAGCCGGCCGGGCCUGCGAGGUUACCCAUGCUCCCUCUGGACUCUGUUCCACGUUCUGACCGUCCAACACGAUGCCAUGCCCACCGCUCUGGAGAACACAGGUCUGGAGGGCGAGGGCGCUCCGGUGCUGCAGGUCAUGCGUCGCUACAUCCGGAUGUUCUUCGGCUGCGAGGCGUGCGGCCGACACUUUGAGGCGGCGGCCGCCGCCAGCUUGGACGGCGUGACGAGCCUGGAGGAACAGAUGCUGUGGCUGUGGAACCAACACAACCGGGUCAACACCAGGCUGGCCGGCUCGCUGAGCGACGACCCCCUCUUCCCAAAAGCCCCGUGGCCGAGCCCGUCCCUCUGCCCGUCCUGCCACGAGGAGAAAUACGGCGUCCACGUGUGGAACCAGGACCACGUCCUCCGUUUCCUCCGACAUCACUACGGCGCCUCCAACCUGUCCCCCAAAUACUCCCUGGGUCCCCCGCACCUCCCGCACCUCCAGACCCCUCCCCCGGCUCCGGCCGCCUCCACCCAGGCUCCGGUGGAGCACCGGGGAGCAGCGGGAGCAGGGAGGGAGGAGCCGGACCCUCGGCCUGGAGGACACCACACUCAGACCGGGGACGGGAAGGAGGAGGUGUUGAGUUCAGUUGGAGGAGGAGGAGGAGGAGGAAAAGGAGGAAGAGGAGGAAGAGGAGGGAGAGGGGGCGUGUGGAUUCUGGGUCUGGGUUUCACCAGCGUGGACAUGAGUCUCUGCGUGGUUCUCUACGUCUUCUCCUGCCUCUUCCUCAUGCUCCUCUUCUUCUUCUUCCGAGUGCGAUCCAGGAGGUGGACGCUCCGACACUCGCGGCUCUACGUCUGACCCGGACCUGGAGCCGGUUCAGGGCAGACGGGGACGUGUCAGCUCGGAUCAACGCUGCAGCGGUCCGUUUCUACUGGUCUACCGUUUCUAACACAGGACCUGAUCCGUCGGCCGUUUGUCCAUCGCCUGGACCGCCACUCGCAUCAGGAACCACCACUGAUCGGCCCGCGCUGCUGCAGAACCGAGGCCAGCUCAAAGCUCAGGUGGUCCUCAUGCUUCAUUACAACGCCGUGGACAAAGACUUUGGACCUUACAGGAUCCUCAGUCUGAACUGGAUCAGAAUCUCAGACCACGUUAGUGCCAAAUGAUGCCAAAUAAAACCUUCUGAAAUAUAACGCGCCAAACUCCGCCCCUUCUGCUCCAGCACUCGACGUGUUUUUGUGGACAUGUGAGGACUUGAGCUCCCGAGCACCUUUAUGGGCUCAAAUUAAAGCCAUAAAUAUUUUGUAUCUGUAAAUAAACUUUGUACUUGUAGAA
Molecule: messenger RNA, 2646 nt
Organism: Cololabis saira (Pacific saury)
Lineage: Eukaryota; Metazoa; Chordata; Actinopteri; Beloniformes; Belonidae
Gene: qsox2
Product: quiescin Q6 sulfhydryl oxidase 2
Exons: 12
Coding region: 154-2169 (671 amino acids)
Biological process (GO): protein folding
Cellular component (GO): Golgi membrane
Molecular function (GO): protein disulfide isomerase activity; flavin-dependent sulfhydryl oxidase activity
Source: RefSeq, a predicted model, not a curated record